Messenger RNA from Paramisgurnus dabryanus, 976 nucleotides. RefSeq names its product empty spiracles homeobox 1 (gene emx1). Lineage: Eukaryota; Metazoa; Chordata; Actinopteri; Cypriniformes; Cobitidae. Gene Ontology annotation, cellular component: nucleus. The record is from RefSeq and is a predicted model, not a curated record. Gene Ontology annotation, molecular function: DNA-binding transcription factor activity, RNA polymerase II-specific; RNA polymerase II cis-regulatory region sequence-specific DNA binding. Gene Ontology annotation, biological process: regulation of transcription by RNA polymerase II; brain development; central nervous system development.
UCAUCCAAUGAAUGUAAGUCUAAUACGACACUAUGUGGCGUCCCUCAAAUCCAUAUCCACGAGUCUAGAGUCUGUCUUCUCACUUUAGCUUCCAUGAUUUAUGAACACGUCUGGAUCGAUGGAUUACACUUCAGUUGGUCAAAGUAGGGACUAUUAACAAUAUUUUGUUUUUGACAAUGUCUUUCUAAAUUACUUUGCUACUGAUAGAGAUCACUAAAGAACUUCUGAGGAGGUUAAAGUACCUCAUCUUUUGGAUUGAACCGGUAACAUCACGGACAAUGUUCUCGGCAACAGGAAAGCGUUGUUUUACUAUUGAAUCUUUGGUGGCGAAGGAAAGCCCCUUAACACCAGAAGACCCAAUUCGCCCUACCGCCCUAAGCUACACAUCACCCGCUGACAGUUUUCUAAACGGCUAUCAAAACCCCGCAGGCCGCGCGCUCUACCCAAACCCCGAACUGGUGUUUUCGGAGACUGUGAACCAUGCACCUCUGAGCAUGCAUCCACAUCAGCUCGGCAGCGCGCACCUUCAGCACCCUCACUUCUUUGGCACGCAGCAUCGUGAACCACUCAAUUUCUACCCAUGGGUUAUAAGGAACAGAUUUUUUGGCCAUCGGUUUCAAGGUAACGACGUCUCACAGGACACGUUGUUACUGCAUGGACCUUUUGCCAGGAAGCCGAAGCGGAUCCGCACCGCGUUCUCGCCCUCUCAGCUGCUGCGCCUGGAGAGAGCUUUUGAGAAAAACCAUUAUGUUGUCGGAGCAGAACGGAAACAGCUCGCCAACAGCCUCAGUCUAUCUGAGACUCAGGUAAAGGUGUGGUUCCAGAACCGAAGGACCAAAUAUAAGCGACAGAAGCUGGAAGAAGAAGGUCCAGAGUCCACACAGAAGAAGAAGGGAAACCAUCAUAUUAACCGCUGGAGGAUCGCCACCAAACAGAAUGGAUCUGAGGACAUAGAUGUAAUGUCCGAUGCCUGAAA